CCGAUUUUGGCGUCUUACGACGGCUAUUCGAGAAAUUAUAUUACAGUCGUAAACACGUGGGAUAAGUGCGUAUUGACAGUUUUGAGAUCAAAAUGAACGAAAUCCUAACUCCGUGGAUGAAUAUAGAGGAAUGGGUGAAGGUUUCGGAAUGGUUAUAUUCGAAAGAUUUAGAACAACAAUGUUGGGCUACCGAACGAUUGGCUAUAUGGAAAAUCAGAUCGUAUCCUAAAUUAUUAUCAGAGAUUGAUGCCACUGAAGCUUUGGCACGGGCAAAGUACUUUGAUGUUGUCACUCAGAACACAAAUAAUUAUACCGAAAUUCAAGAUGUUGUUAAAUUAUAUUCAAUUGCACUUAUCAGAUUUAUUAAAUUAAUUGACGAAUUAGGAAAGAAGAAAGGAAUCGUAUCGGUUAACACUGCUGCAAAAUUGCUUAACAUACCGAGAUGGAUUGCUGAUCUCCGACAUGAUGUCACUCAUUACAUUGUUCCUCCGGUAAGGAUUUUGAGGGAAGGAGUCGAAUUUGCUCUUAAUUGGUUAAAAGACCAUUACUGGGACCAACGUUUAGAAGUUUCGGAUGAAGAAACUUCGGAAGAUACGCUUGCUGAAAGAGAAGCAAAUGCCAAGAAUUUGAUUGAUAAUUUUUAUAGGCUGCAGUACAAUAAUCCUUUAGCAACUAGAAAAAUUAGGUAUACAUUACGUGCUGCGAGUUCCAUGAUCCGACGUGAUAUUGAGACAUUCUCCAAGAUUCUUGUUUCUUACAUGUUACCAAAUGAAGAGAGUUUGCGAGAAAUCUUAAAAGACGAAAAGCCAAAUUUUUUAAAGUCUGCAUCUACCAUUUUACCAAAAUCUGUCAUGCUAUUUUGGAGUCCUGUUCUGAAAUUAUAUGACAACAGAGAAAAGUUUUGCGUAUUAUUAAAGUGUUUAUUAUCGUUUCCCAAACCUACUUCAGAUUCUUUUCGACACAGACUAGUUGCAGCAUGGAUGAGGAAAUUUCUGAAAUCGAAAAAAAUAAAUUUUAAGUCAAAAAAUCAUUUUCCGAAAUGGAGCUGGUUGCUAAAGAAGGCAUUAGUUUGCGAAAACGAAUAUUCUCCGGAAUUCUUACCGUUGAUGUUAGAAAAUUUAGAUGUUCCAAUACCUGAAGAUAAAAAGCAGGAUCUGAUGGCCUUACUUGCCAUAAGACUCGGAAAGACUUAUAAACCGAAGUCUAAUUCUGACAAAGUUUCUCAGACGUAUUCGGUGUUAGAUUUAGAAAAGGUGAGGUUAAGGGAAACAAAAUUUAUCCAAGGACAACCUCUUCACUGGCAAGUUUGCACAGAUGAUAUUCAAUGGAGAGAUUGGCCAUUGGGUUGCUUACCCGGAAUCAAUUCGAAUUGCUUGCAGACGUAUGCUGAAGUGGAAGAGGAAAACAACCCGCAGCAUUUAUGAAUGUUGAUUUUGGUUAUUUUUGAAAUAAAGGUAUAUUUAAAUUUU
This is a messenger RNA of Centruroides sculpturatus (bark scorpion), 1469 nucleotides long. RefSeq lists its product as uncharacterized. Gene Ontology annotation, molecular function: endonuclease activity. The record is from RefSeq and is a predicted model, not a curated record. Gene Ontology annotation, biological process: maturation of 5.8S rRNA; maturation of LSU-rRNA. Lineage: Eukaryota; Metazoa; Arthropoda; Arachnida; Scorpiones; Buthidae. Bases 93 to 1424 code for a protein of 443 amino acids. Gene Ontology annotation, cellular component: preribosome, large subunit precursor; Las1 complex. The transcript is spliced from 13 exons.